AUGCAUUCGCGAUUAUACGUGUUUGCGCUACUGGUAUUAAUUUCGUCCGGGACAUGUGCGUCCCGGAUAUUUAAUAGUGCCGAUACUUUGCCGCCAGAAAUCUUGAAACAGCUGGACGAUUAUUGGCGAAUCUACAAGAUGCAAUUUAAUAAAACCUACACGGGAAAUCUGGAGAACGCGAGACGAAUGGCUUGGGAACAAAACCUUGUAGAGAUUUAUAAACACAACUUAAUGGCCGCCGUGGGACAUCACAGUUAUACACUGCGGGAUAACCAUAUCGCUGAUCUCAGCAGCCCGCAAUAUAGGCGCAAAAUGGUAAAAUUAAUACCGAGUCGAAAGCGUCGAUUGCCGACCGAUCCGAUGCUGUCGGCGACUUUGCAGCAACCGCACAAUAUACCGACUAGCCUGGAUUGGCGCAAACUCGGUUUCAACACUCCGCCGGUGAACCAACGGGAGUGUGGUAGCUGCUACGCUUAUUCUAUCGUGGAAAGUAUACAGGGACAGAUUUUCAAGCAGACCGGCAUGCUGAUCCCCUUGAGCGCACAACAGUUGGUUGAUUGCAGCACGGCGACUGGGAACCGUGGUUGCGCCGGCGGCUCCCUCAGGAACACUUUGAGAUAUCUGGAAAAGUCGAAGGGUCUCAUGGCCAGAUCAGAGUACCCGUAUCAGGCCCAGGAGGGCCACUGCAAAUUUCUCAGAAACUUGAGUGUCGUCAAUAUAACGUCGUGGGCGAUUCUGCCGGCGCGGGACGAAAAAGCUCUGGAGGCGGCGGUGGCGAGCAUCGGUCCCAUAGCCGUGUCCAUUAACGCUAUGCCGAAGACAUUCCAGCUUUAUCACAAAGGUGUCUACGACGAUCACCUGUGCAACUCGGACACGGUGAACCAUGCGAUGCUGAUUGUCGGAUAUACGCCAACCGAGUGGAUCUUGAAGAACUGGUGGGGCAAGCAUUGGGGCGAGGACGGUUACAUGCGACUAGCGAAAAAUAAAAAUCGAUGCGGCAUCGCAAACUACGCGGCCUACGUGAGAGUUUGA
This is a messenger RNA of Dinoponera quadriceps, 1032 nucleotides long. It is a transcript of the gene CtsL4, whose product is annotated as cathepsin L1-like. The record is from RefSeq and is a predicted model, not a curated record. The transcript is spliced from 5 exons. The coding region runs from base 1 to 1032 and encodes 343 amino acids. Gene Ontology annotation, molecular function: cysteine-type endopeptidase activity. Gene Ontology annotation, cellular component: lysosome. NCBI's taxonomy places the organism in Eukaryota, Metazoa, Arthropoda, Insecta, Hymenoptera, Formicidae.